Messenger RNA from Fundulus heteroclitus (mummichog), 4278 nucleotides. It is a transcript of the gene ptpn3, whose product is annotated as protein tyrosine phosphatase non-receptor type 3. The transcript has 26 exons. Gene Ontology annotation, molecular function: protein tyrosine phosphatase activity; protein binding. Lineage: Eukaryota; Metazoa; Chordata; Actinopteri; Cyprinodontiformes; Fundulidae. Gene Ontology annotation, cellular component: cytoplasm; cytoskeleton; cytoplasmic side of plasma membrane. The coding region runs from base 1030 to 3666 and encodes 878 amino acids. Gene Ontology annotation, biological process: protein dephosphorylation. The record is from RefSeq and is a predicted model, not a curated record.
CGGGGCUGCGCGGAGCCGCCGCCGCCGCAGCCAGCCAGCAGGGAUGUGAAACUUGUCCCGGAUAUUUACCUAACUCUACCUGGGCUUUCCGACGCGCCCCGAACCGAGCUCCUCACAGCGGACACUCGGGAAAAACUAAAAUAAAGAUAUCUCCGCUCUGUCUGUGACGCGACACCGCCGAGGUAGUACCGCUUAGUUUUUUUUUUUGUUUUGUUUUUUGUUUUGUUUGUUUUCUCACUCCGUUUUAUAACUCUUCCCAGAAGAAGCGUGAACUUGGCCGGGCAGCUGCCGUAGCUGGAGCCGCGGCCGUGGCUGGAGGGAAAAGAAAGUUUGUUCCUGUGUGCGCGUGGGGUUGUAGCUGCAGAGGAGCACGAGCUGUUAACAGGUUCCCUGUCCGCGCUGCCGCGGCUCAAAGUACAGCCAGGUCACCGCAGGGUUCACGGUCGAAAGCCUGGGAGCUCAGACGUGGGCCUGAAACACUCGGGUCGGCCCUGUUUACUCGCUGACACGUAAAAAUAAAAGAGCCCAGGCUAAAGAUCCCACUCAGCCAGGCUGCCUCCUACACGUACUCACUGGCCCAGAGGAAGUUAUGGAAAUUACAUAUUUCUUUAAACUAAGGCUGGAGUGUUUGCUGGUAAAAUGUGGACAAACUUCACCUUACUUUUAAUAAUUAGAUGCCAAGCAGCCGGCCAGGUCCCAGUCUCCCCAUAAUAACCAACUUCCUUUAUGAUGUACUUGUAAAUUCAUUAGACAGGCGCCCGUGAGAGGAGUUAUUGUGGAAAACAAGCCACCCAACUGGGACCGGCUCGGUUUUAAUACAUUCAGAGUGUGUCACCGUGUUCAAACAUUAACCCAGACCUUCUGUUUCUUUCUUUCUUCCUCUUUUUUUUUUUCAGAAAGUGAGCUGGGAGCCACAUCAACCCACCUGGAAAUUCAAGACAAGGACACACAUGUCUCCACUCGGUGGCGAGGCGAGGGUGGCGUGUUUGUCUUGAGACAAGGGAGGCAGGGGUUACCGUGGUAACAGACAUGCCAAAGCCGGACCUGCUCUGCCUCGUUCAGCUGCUGGACGGCAGCAUCGAGACCUUCAGAGUCAGCAAGCAGGAUGAAGGUGUGGUUCUGUUGGACCUGGUAUUCAGCCACCUGGGCCUGCAGGAGAAGCGGCUCUUCAGUCUGCAGAUCAGAGAGUCGAGCACCGCCAUUGCCUCCAUCGCAGCCAACACGCUCUCCCCAAGAUGGUUGGAGCCAGAGAAGCCCUUGAAGAAGCAGAUAAAAGGUCUUGCAUCCCCCUUUUAUCUGAACUUCAGAGUGCGAUUCUUCAUCUCUGAUCCCAACUCUCUGCAGCAUGAGCAGACCAGGCACCUGUACUUCCUCCAGAUCAGGAGCGACAUCAGGGAAGGACGGUUGCAGUGCCCGCUGAGUGCAGCUGUGGUGCUGGCUUCUUACGCUGUGCAGUCGGAGAUGGGGGAUCAUUGUCCGUCCAGACAACCUGGGUACCUCUCGAAAUGCCACUUUAUCCCCGAACAGGACGAGGACUUUGUGGCGAAAGUGGAAGAUCUGCAUCCACAACACAAGGGGCUUAAGCAGAGCGAGGCGGAGCUGUGUUUUCUCAACACUGCACGGACGCUGGAGCUGUACGGAGUGGAGCUGCAUACCGCCAUGGACACCCACGAUACACCUCUAAUGGUGGGUUUGACCUCCAGUGGUGUUGCGAUGUUCUGUGAUAUGAUUUGCUCCAGUUUCUUCCCCUGGGGGAACAUCAUCAAGAUAGGUUACAAGAGGAGGCGCUUCAUUGUGCACCUGAAGCGUAAACACGGGGAGACCCAGGACUGUGAGGUGUCUCUAAACCUGCCCUGCCCCAAGACUUGUAAGAACUUGUGGCGGUCCUGUGUGGACCACCACAACUUCUUCUCCUCCAGCCGGACUGGCAGGAGCGCCAAACACAGCAGCAGCAGCAGCAGCACAGUUAGGGGGUACAAAAAGCUGAUAACGCAGCACCUGGGCCUGAGCAACAGUAAAACUGAGGAGGGCCCGGUGUGCCAUAGGGUUGUUGGGGGGAUGGUGUGGAACCCGGUUCUGCGGAGGUCUCUUUCAUCAGAAAAUCUGGAGACGAAGAGUCUGCCCUCCAGGUCACCGCCAUCAACCCCCAAUUGGAGAAGUCCCCGAGUUCGCCAUGAGAUCAGAAAGCCUCGUCCGUCGUCGGUGGAGCUCAGCACGGACCUGAAAGACGUGUCGGAGGGAGAGGACGUCUUCUACACGUACAGGGACUCCGUGAGCAGCAGCAAGGACAGCGAAGGAGACGCAUCACCUCACCACUUUUCUGGUUCCAACAGUCAAGGAAGUGGGGAGGGUUUGUUGCAAGCUGAAGACAGUAUAGGAGAAGACGACAGCUCGUCCCACUACAAUAAAGAUGCGCUCGGUGACGGUGACCUGAUGCUGAUAUGCAUCACUCCGGACCACGAGGGCAAAUUUGGCUUCAAUGUAAAAGGUGGAGUGGAUCAGAAGAUGCCUUUGGCCAUAUCGCACGUUAAACCGGACUCCCCGGCCGGUCGAUCUGAACCCAGACUGCAGGAGGGCGAUCUGGUGGUGCUCAUCAACGGUCGGGACAUUUCCGAGCACACGCACGACCAGGUCGUCAUGUUCAUACGAGCCAGCCGGGAGUCGCACUCGCGACAGCUGGCGCUGCUCGUCAGACGUAAAGGUCCGGGCCGGGUCAUGCCUCAGCUGCAGCUGUCUCUCGCUGCCCUCUCGCUCACCAUCCCGGCACAGGAGAGCAAGCCUCAGUCACCGGGUCAGCCGGAGCGGGUCGCCACGCUGGAGGAAUCCAUGACACGGCUAGAGAGAGGGAUACAGUCAGGCACCCUGUCCUUCCAUUUUGAGAACUUGUACAAGAGGAAGCCUGGCUUGUCCCUGUGCUGUGCACGGCAGCCCGAGAACCAGGAAAAGAACCGCUACAGAGACGUUUUGCCCUACGACGACACCCGCGUGGUGCUGCAGGGGAAGGAGGACUACAUCAACGCCAGCCACGUCACGGUGGCGCCCCCUGAGUCCGGCGUGUGUUUACGUUACAUUGCAGCUCAAGGUCCACUUCCGCAGACCUGCGCUCACUUUUGGCAAACCGUAUGGGAGCAGCAGACGCACACCAUCAUCAUGCUUACAACUCUAACAGAGAGGGGCCGGACCAAGUGCCACCAGUACUGGCCACAUCCGCCGGAGGUGAAGGAUUACGGCCACUUGUCGGUGAAGUGUCACUCGGAGGAGUGCACCCUGGCGUACGUGACGAGGCAGUUCACCCUGAGGCACAAAAAGUUAGGUGAGGAGCGUGCUGUGACACACCUGCAGUACGUCGCGUGGCCGGACCACGGCGUACCCGACGACCCCUCGGACUUCCUGCUCUUCAUCAGCUCGGUGAGGGAGAGGAGGAGAGGCGAAGAGCCGCUGAUGGUACACUGCAGCGCUGGGAUUGGGCGAACAGGUGUCCUGAUCACCAUGGAGACGGCGCUGAGUCUGAUGGACGAGGGUCGGCCGGUGUUCCCGCUGGACAUCGUUAAAACGCUAAGAGACCAGCGAGCCAUGAUGGUUCAGACCACGUGUCAGUUCCAGUUUGUGUGCGAGGCCAUCCUUCGAGUCUACAAAGAAAAACAGGAGAAAUCCAAAGCACCGUAAUCCAAAUCGACGACGGGAGGGGAAAAAAAAAAGAAAAAACCAGGCGCACUGCUCUGCCUCUGUCAAAAGGAGGGGACUUCUGCAGAGCUCCAACAGAUUAAACUCUGCCGGGCUUAUGGCACUAGAACACGCACUGGAUAAUGAGAGUAACAAGCUGCAGAGCACAGCUGUCUCUGCGAGGAGAGAGAGAGAGAGAGAAAGUACGAAUAUUAAACCUAGUUGGCCUUAGUUUUUUUUGUUUUGCUACAAGGUACAUUAAGCUUAUAGACUGGUCUCCAUAGAGACUGAUGUAGGACUGACGUUAGCUGCUAAUUUCUGAUCAAGAGGCCUCUCAGGAAUGACGCUUCUACUUAAGCUACGUGUGCCUUUUAGACUGAAGCUUCCCAGUCACUGAAUCCAUCGAGGGCAGCAGAGGCCGAGUCAGGCUGUUGUAAUCUGCAGUUUAUCUCUGACCCCUGAGACGAGGAGCGACGCUGACUUUAGAUGGCUGCAGCAGAUAGCAGGUCAAAUGGGGGGGAGCGGAGUCGUUUCCUGGCUGCCAAGAGGAGCACCAGACUCACUGUUCAUCACUUUUUAAAUUAUUCAAAUUCUAAAUAAACUCACUGAUUUAUA